Encephalitozoon cuniculi GB-M1 is the source of this 1077-nucleotide messenger RNA. RefSeq names its product sirtuin-like protein. Gene Ontology annotation, molecular function: NAD+ binding. Lineage: Eukaryota; Fungi; Microsporidia; Unikaryonidae. Bases 1 to 1077 code for a protein of 358 amino acids. The transcript has a single exon. The record is from RefSeq and is marked provisional.
AUGAUAGCAGUGGACUCGGAGUGGAUUAGAUCGAACAUCAAGAUGUUUGCGAAGCGAAGGGUCGUGGUUAUUACCGGAGCCGGGAUAUCUGUCUCGAGCGGAAUACCUGACUUCAGGUCGAAGUCGGGGCUUUUUAACGACAUUAAAAAGGAUCUUGGAGUCAGUGGCAAUGACCUGUUCACAUACAGCCUGUCCAUGUCGAAGGAGCUGAGGAAGGGGUAUCUAAGGUACAUAAGCAAGCUCAAAAACAUGGUGGACAAGGCCCAGCCAUCAGCUACACACGAGUUUCUUUCCCUCUAUUCCGACAUUUCUAGGAGGUUCCGGAUUUAUACCCAGAACAUCGACGGACUUGAGGAGAAGGCCGGGCUAGCGGCCACGAAGGACAGAUCGACCAGGUUAGUUUAUCUUCACGGAAACAUGAAGAGUCUGGGGUGCCUGUACUGCGGGUACAAGAUAGAGUUUGGUGAUGCAGAGAGAGAUGCGUAUGGAAGAGGAGAGGAAAUAGUGUGCGCCGGGUGUGUAAGGCGCAACGAGAAAAGGGGAAGGGACGUGAGAAAAAGGCCUGUUGGAGUGUUUCACACGACAAUAAUACACUACAACCAGUCGCAUCCUGACUCGUCUUUCAUUUCAAAGAUGGCAGAGCACGAUAACACCUGCGACCUGUUUAUUGUUAUGGGAACCAGCCUCAAGGUUUUUGGGGUGAGAAGACUGGUUAAGUACUUUUGCAGGCUUAACAGCACAAGGGGAAGGAGGAUACUGGUGAACCUCGACAGGCCCUCGAAGGAGUUCGGCGAGCUCUUUGAUUUUUUCUGGAAUGGAGACUGCGAUGAGUUCUGUAGGGUUCUUAAAGACGGGCUGGGGCUGAGGUCGGUGGCAGACAGUGUCCGGAGACUCUCGAUAACAAAGAAAGAGGACUCUGAUAAGGCACAAGUGCAUACAAAGGAGAAACCUGUCAGCCGAAACAGCGCAAAGACUAAGAGAAAAGUCAUAGAAAAGGAAGUUCAAGAACGUAUAGACUUGUUAAUGGAACUAUCGAAAAAGGGAGAUAACAGCAAGGCCGCAAAGGAGGGCAACUAA